UGAGGGGAGUCAAUAAUUCCUCACGUUGACUUGAGAUGUGAAUAAUUUUGGGGGGUAAAUGACGAGCGGACUCCCGGACGCUUCUGCCGUGAGACGACAUUUAUAGGGUCCAGUCAGAGUCGCCCGGAGCUCCCAGCCUCGUCGGGUGCAGCUUGUAAUCUGUGUACAAUGGAAAACUCCACUAAAGAGGACUACAAGAUCCAGUCGUUUGACCAGGAGACUCAAAAUUUGCUGAAAACUGCACUAAAAGAGCCUGGUUCGGUGAAUCUGGAGAAGGUGUCCAACAUUAUUGUGGACCAGUCUCUGAAGGACCAGGUGUUCAGCAAGGAGGCUGGGCGCAUAUGCUUCACUAUUGCACAGGCUGAGGCCAAGCAGAACAAUGGAAAUGUGUUCAGGAGGCACCUGUUGAACCGGCUACAGCAAGAGUUCAAAGACAGAGAAAAGACAAGGAUGCGUUCACUGCAGGAGUGGGUGUGCUACGUCACCUUCAUCUGCAAUAUCUUUGACUACCUUAAGGUGAACAACAUGCCCAUGGUGGCCCUGGUGGAUCCUGUCUAUGACUGCCUACUGAGGAUGUCCCACCCAGAUGCUCUGUUGAAUGAGGAGGAGGUAGAUUGCCUGGUGAUGCAGCUCCACAGCAUUGGGAGCCAGCUGGAGGCAGUGAACAUCCAGCGGAUGGACGAGGUCUUCAUCUUGCUGCGAGAUGGCUUUCUGCUCCAGGCGGGCCUCAGCUCCAUGACCCGUCUUAUGCUGCUGGAGAUCCUAGAAUUCAGAGCCGGGGGCUGGAAUCUCAGCGACACCGCCCAAAAGUACUACUACAGUGAGGUGGCGGACUAGGGCGGUUCCGAGGCUCAGGUUGCUGAGCAGCUAGUUUGGUGACCACUCAAGCCAACCAGUUACAGCUGUUUAGGUGAGGUGGUAGGAUUUACAAAAGACUUAAAUACGGUGUUGUGAAUUGAGAGGACUCCUUUCCUUUACUCCUUCCGUAUUGCCACCUAUUAAGAACGAGGUCGAUCGGGGAUGCACAGCUACUCAUCCUUCUCUUAGUGGUAAUUCAGGAAAUGUGACGAGGACAAGACAAUGCUUUGGAAAGCCAAGUGAAGAUGGCUUGAAGGACGCUUAAAAAAAUAAUAGAAGACGGUUCCCUAGGUUAUUUAUAACCAUUAUCGUGGCAUCGAGUGUAAAGGGCAAUUUGUAAGUGAUUGGGGAGAAAAAAUAAGGUUUAGUUUGCUAGAUUGUCCAUAAUAGAUAUAGAUUGAAUACAUUUAUUUGGCUUAAUAGGCAGAAUCGCAGCUCAAGAGAAAUUUCAGUUCUUCUUCUUGUCAAAUCUUGACUGUGUUGACAUUCCAUUUUGAGGAAACAAUUCAAAGUACCACACUCCAAUGUAUUAUUUUCCAACUGAAUCUAAAGUGGUUUGAAAACCCAUUCCAGUCAGGUAUAAGCUGAGUUGGCCUUUGCUUUAUUUUUACAUUUUGUUUACAGACCAAUUUCUUGAGUGGAAACUGUUUUAAAUGGCAUAGUUGAGAUACAUAGAUUUUGAAAACAACUUUUUUUUUUUUUGAAAAGAAUUAACUUUUUUUUUUUUCUUAAACAAUGAAUUAACAAUGAACUUGAUUCUUAACUAUUGAAUAAUCUCCGCUUUUACCCGUUAGUACCCGAGUGGAACAAUCAAACAUCGGAAAAACUCAAAACUUCACCAAACAAAAUGGCCAAGCAUAAAAACAGUGGAGACUCGGAGGUAGCAGGUCGUUAUGUGGAGGCACACUUCAAAGGUCACAUUCAAGGUCUAAUUCCGAGGAGCUGGGCCAUCUGGACGUCAGCCCGUGUAGAAAGGUUAGCCUGUGUACUGGUUAGCACCUUCCACUCUUAUGGAACUGGUAAUAUUCCUCAUUUGUCAUUGGAGCCUUUACAUCCACCUUUCCUCUCUCUGACAAAUCAGCAUGAAUCAAAUCAUGCACAAAGGCCUUGUUGACACAAUCCUCCACAAAUCCUUGGUAAUUCUCCAGAACUCGAUCUCUAGCUCUUGUUAGCAGUUGACCCCAGGCCAGUCUCCGGUAUCUAGCUGACCUUACCGCGUUCAAAUCACGCUUGAACCCAUAGUACGGAUUAUUCCCAACCAGUCUCGUACCUCAUUAGCAGCCACCCACUCCUGGAUAAAUGCGGAUCGGUAAAGGCCAUGGGAAGUCGUAAUGGUCAUGGAUAGUCCUAGCAACUGUGGGGAGUUGUCAAACCUGAACCGGUAGCUUGAGCCACCACCACACGAAGUCGUAUAGCAGCUGAAGGAAUGUCUUCUAGCCAUCUGUGAAACACACCGUGAUGUUUCUAUCAUCUACAUAGUGGCUGAAAUUACGCCAGGUUGAGGCUUUAUCUGAUGUGCUCAACUGUUUGGUUAGGCCUGGCAUCAAGGCCAUUAAGUCAGUUGAUAUUCUGGACAAAUUUAGCAGGUGAAAUCUGCCCUUGAACAGAGAAUGACAUGAUCGUCAUAAGAAUUGGGUGCAGUGCUCUAGUCCUCUCUCGUUCUGGCAAGCUACCUGCCAAGAGCUGCAAGGUAGCCAUUUGGUCACCAAGAGUCGUCUGAUCAGCCCAAGUGUUAUUCAGCACCCAAUGGUGAGCAAUAUGGUCAACAGUGGUGGCGUGUCUGGUUUUCAACUGACGCACUCCCUCAGUAAACAGUGGUUGGUUUCUGAAGGCAGCAGUGUUGGCAAACAAAGCCUCGAGAGCCACUCUAGACCCUUGUUCAUUCAAUACCUGAUCAGCUGGUAACCAUGGUGCUAACAUCUUGAGCACAAUUUUUUUGUCUCCUUACAGCCUGACUCUGCUCACAAAGAGCAAAUCAUGCUUGUGGUGACCAAAGCAUCAAUGUCCAAAUUAUGAGCAUCCACAUUAGCCCUCACAAAGGGUGCAGUGUUUAUAUGACACAGGAUGGAAGGGAAGACUGACACCAACAGUCACUAGUGCUCCAAAUAUAGCGGCGUUAUCAGCAGGACCCCACUCUAUAACGUUGACUCUGGGUGCUGAAAUAGGUCCUUGUUGCGUCCGACCCCACGCUGGCAUUGCCAAUGCGUUCCGGUUAUAGUUGCAGCCAAGUUCCUCCAUUCUCUUGCAUGUCACUUGCAGCCUAGCAGUAGAAGUGGUAGAUUCCUCACCUGUGCCUGUAGGCCACUACAUGUUGAACAGGUAGUAACAAAAUGCCAAUCCAAGAGAAGUUUGAAAACAAUGAAUUGGUUUGUCGCCCACUCUUAUUAUUUUUUUUUAACAAAGAAUUUAAUGUUUACGAAAAGAAUUGGAUUGACUUGACAAGCAAGAGAAUGUCAUCUUGCUCAAAUUUUGGUUUGCUUGUAAAAGCUAACACUUGGGGACGGCGAGGUGGCGCAGUGGUUAGCGCAAUCACCUCACAGCAAGAAGGUCCUGGGUUCAAGCCCCGGGGUGGUCCAACCUUGGGGGUCGUCCUCUGUGUGGAGUUUGAAUGAACUCCCUGUGUGUGUGUGUGUGUGUGGCCCUGUGAUGGUGUGGCGGCCUGUCCAGGGUGUCUCCCCGCCUGCUGCCCAGUGACUGCUGGGAUAGGCUCCAGCAUCCCCUCGACCCUGAGAGCAGGAUAAGCGGCUUGGAUAAUGGAUGGAUGGAUGGAAGUAUCGCUCUCUGGGCAACAUGAUCCAGAAAGGGCUGGUGUGGGUGCAGGUCUUUGUUCCAACCAAGCAGUUACACGUCUGAUUCUAUUAGUCAACCAAUAGUCUUGUUCCAACCAAGCAGUUCGUCUUUGCUAAGGACCGUGAGUUGUAGACUCAGGUGUGUAACUGCUUGGUUGGAACCAAGACCUGCACCCACACCAGCCCUUUCUGGAUCAUGUUGCCCAUCCCUGGUCUAUACAAAUAAAUUGACUUAUUUUGUUCUAUAGGAUACAUAUGGUGAUAUUUGUUUCAGCAUUUUAGGUUUGUGGGAUGUGCAAGCUUUAAGUGUUUGCAAAAGCAUUUCGAUGUAAAUCAGGGAUUAUCUUUAAUGUAGAAUAAGGUGUUAAGUCUUUACAGACGUUUUCAUUUCAGGAAAAGGAUGAAAAAGUAAUCACUCGUUGAAUACAAUUUAGGCUAGUUUUUGAUUGAAGUAGAUUUUUUUUUUUAAAGUCAUUUUCAUACGUACAGCAGUGCAUUAACAAAAGCCAAUGUUUAUAAGUCUCAUAACAUCAGGGUUUACAUUUGUUUCUUUUGUAAAAGAAAUAGUGCCAACAUGACAUAUACAGAAUCAUACCCAAUACAGGACCACUUCGACAAAUUCCAAACAUUUUUUUAAAUCAAGUCUCUCUCUAUCCAUCCCCUUGGGCUUGUUUUAAUUUGCCAUGAUAAGUUGUAUGCAGAGUACAUCUCCAGUAGAUCAUUGCAUUUACUCUGAUUUUUGUUAUUUCACCUUUUGAGGGGGUCAUGGUCCUCUUGUUCAUUUGAAUUGUAUUUUGAUUAAUUGAAUGUUAAGGUUUCACCAGCACUUGCAUUACCAUAAUGUUACAACUUACUUCUGCUAUGCUCAGUGACAGCUUUAAUGACUCAAAACCAAAGCAGUGCCUUGGCAUCGAACACAAACACAGGAUGAACACUAGCAAGGUUAAAGUGGGACAUGCUACUGACAAUCACAUGAACAUUAAGCAAUGCUUUAUUUGGUCAUAUGAUUCCUGCAACCUCUAUGGCAUAAAUUGACAACUAAAGUUUAUAAUGGGUUUGAUAGAUACAACAGCGCGAGGGACAGAGUUUCUCAAAGCAUUUGAAAAUUAAGUCGCUUUACGUCUUAGUUCACUUUCACCACUGCUAAGAGGAAAACUUUCUCAUCAAUCCGGCUCAUAGGAAGAAUUAAAAUCAAGUAAUAUUUUAAGAGAUGCUUUAUGUAAGUUGGCUAAAAAAAAAAACCUCAUUACAAAUAAAAACCUUCUUAAUUGCAGGAAAUUUCCAACUCUUGUGAGAUUUAGGACAUGCAAGACAUCUCAAAAAAUUCUUCAGGCCAAACACAGGCAUCCAGGACCAACGAGGUCCUUAAGAGCAUGCCGGGUUUCCUUCUCACCAAUCGUUACACCAGCUGAUUUCACACAUCCUCUGGGUGACGGUGCAGUGACUGGUUGGAGGGAAACCCUGCGUACGUAGCACACGGUUCCUGUUUAGGUUUCUUCUCCAGCAUUGUGUGUACCCAGAUAUUGGUAACUGAGUAUAAUCUUAUCAUGAACAACUGGAUAAGCUUGCUGACUGCUUAUGACUUUGAUUCUCUAGAAAUUACCAAGUUGAGUCUGGAGUGUCUGUCUCCCAAUGCUGGGGUUGCACAUAGUAUGUCCCCUCUGUCGCGACUGGGCGUAGUACUUGCUGUAAUGUUUUUGUUCAAUAUUAUGUUCAUUAUUUGUUCCAGUGACUUUUUUGUUUGAUUGAAUAGACUGCAAAAAGACUAGCUCUAAUAUAUCGAGUUUGAACAAUGUUUUUUGACCUUGGUUUCUCAGUCGUGUGUAUGUGACAGUUAAAAGUAAGGGUUGGGCACUGUGUGUUUUCUCACAAUUUAUUGUACACUAUGGCCAUACAAGCUCAAUACAAAAAACAAAACAUUUUUCAGCUACCCAUGUUUAAUUCACCCUAGUGUUUCACAGCUUAACUGCAGAAACCAGCCAUUUAUAAUAUAACAACAUUUCAUACAGUGGCCUAUCACCAGAGGAUAAUUGCAGUGUUUACUAUGUACAGUGAGGUUUUGGGGCACAUAUUACCAAUUCUUCUAUUUAUACUUUGUGGCCACCACUUUUUAUUUUUCAGCAAAAAAGAAAAGAAAAAUC
Lampris incognitus (smalleye Pacific opah) is the source of this 5788-nucleotide messenger RNA. It is a transcript of the gene mif4gdb, whose product is annotated as MIF4G domain containing b. The coding region runs from base 169 to 837 and encodes 222 amino acids. The transcript is spliced from 6 exons. Lineage: Eukaryota; Metazoa; Chordata; Actinopteri; Lampriformes; Lampridae. Gene Ontology annotation, biological process: regulation of translational initiation. Gene Ontology annotation, molecular function: translation activator activity; RNA binding; protein binding. The record is from RefSeq and is a predicted model, not a curated record. Gene Ontology annotation, cellular component: cytosol.